CGCGCUAUAGUGCAGCUGAGCUCCUGGUCCCGUCGCGGCUCGCUGCUGCUUUAAUGCUUCAGACAAACACCCACGCACCGGAGGAAAAUGUUCAUGUCGCCGGGUGAGGCGGGCUGCCAGACGACCUACAGCUCCACCGGCAUUUCCAGCGCGAGUUCGACCCACUCGUCCUACCUGUCUCCGGGCCCGGUGUAUGUGCCUACGACCAGGCCUGGGUUCGGAGGGUCGUCCGUGAACAGCGUCUCCAGUCAUCACCACCACUACCCCCAAAACCACCACCAUGCCUCGUUCCUGCCACAGCACAAUGCAGAAUCCAGCCAGCAGGUCGCAUCUGCCCUUCAGCAAAUUCACAUUGAUAAAAUUGGUUGGAAUCCGAGCGGGCAGGAAUGCCAGCCUCUGGGAUCUGGCCCAUCGACGUCGAUCCAGACGGGCGGCGGCGCCUACUCGAACCCGUACUACGCGUCGAUGAGCGCGAUGGCGGUGGCGGCCGGCUGGCGAUACGACCCGGCCAACUUCGCGGUCAGCACCUACGAGCAGAUCGAGUAUCCGUUCGGCGAGGGCCGCGAGUGCGUCAACUGCGGCGCCAUCUCGACGCCGCUGUGGCGCCGCGACGGCACCGGCCACUAUUUGUGCAACGCGUGCGGGCUGUACCACAAGAUGAACGGCAUGAACCGGCCGCUGGUGAAGCCGUCCAAGCGGCUGACGGCCACGCGGCGCAUGGGCCUCAGCUGCACCAACUGCGGCACCAGGACCACCACCCUUUGGCGCCGCAACAACGAGGGCGAGCCCGUCUGCAACGCGUGCGGCCUCUACUACAAGCUGCACGGCAUCCGCAGGCCCCUCAACAUGCGCAAGGACGGCAUCCAGACGCGAAAGCGCAAACCAAAGAACUCGGCGCUCACCGGACAGCAGCACUUCGCGCAGGACAAAAGCAAAUGCCGCGACGACGAAAAAUCCGCCGCAGCCGCCGCCUCCACCACCUCGUUGUCUGUCGGGAAGCCUCCGCUGAGCGGCAGCAUUAAGAGCGAGCCGCACGACUCGGGCUACAGCCAGAGCAGCUCGCACCACAAAGCAGGCGGCCACCAGGAGCUGGCCUUCCACCACCCCCACCCCCACCACCACCUCUACUCCCUCAACUCGGCUCCAAACUACACCAUGAGCAAAGUCAUGGCCAACAGCUAGACAUAUUUAAUAUACAUUUUUGUGAUUGAAAACCAAGCCUGCAGAGUGUGAAGAAGGAUUUUUAUUUUAUAAUUUAUGAUCAAAGUAUAUGACAUAUUUAGUUGUUUUACCAAGGGUUGGGAAUCGAGACUGAUCUUGUCGCUGCUCCCAAAACAAUUUUAUAAAACUGUUUUACAUCACAAGAGCAGCUUUUUAACAAAGAGAGCGCACCUGUUAAUCCGAAAAAAAAAAUUUCUACAGGGGAUCUUGUCAAAUUUGGAAAAAAUUGAAAUGUUUCAACUCGUGCUGGAGUAAAAAAUCAUGCGAAAUGCACCAUCAAGUGCUGUAAAAGCUACAGAUAGGUUACGUUGAGCUGAUAAAAACGUGAAAUCGGCUUUAAAUUUGAUUUUAUGGGGUGGAAAACAUAGGGAACGACACCAAUGACGGUCAAUAAGUUCAGUGAAAUUUAAUAACUAACUGGGGGGUGAAGGUUGAUUUAAACCCCCUUUCAAAUGUUGUUUCUUACAUAACUGUCUCAAUACUUAAUGGAUGUGUGCUGAUUUGGGGAAGAGUUGCCCUGUCAGCCCAUAAUAAACUUAAUUUUGAAACUAAAAUCUCAUGUUAUUCGGCAAAUAUGACCGAAAAAUACGCGAAACAGUGUAAAUGACAUUAAUAGUCCAAUUUUGGGGCAAAAAACGUGGAUUUUUAAAAUUCAAAUUCGAAUUCUUAAAAAACACGGAAAAUCUAUGUCGCCCCAUCGUUGUAUAUAUUUUUUUCUCAUUAAAUGAGGCACCUAUUGCCUAUAUCUAAAAAAAUCCCUUCGAUAUGCAAAAGUUUCUUGAAGUCUUAGGUCGAAUUUUAGGGACCUUGUAAAUUAUUAUUUAUCAAAUUAUCUUUACUCUAAACCCUCGUAACCUGAAAAA
Messenger RNA from Cloeon dipterum, 2084 nucleotides. RefSeq names its product transcription factor GATA-4-like. The record is from RefSeq and is a predicted model, not a curated record. The transcript is spliced from 5 exons. Gene Ontology annotation, molecular function: zinc ion binding; RNA polymerase II cis-regulatory region sequence-specific DNA binding; DNA-binding transcription factor activity, RNA polymerase II-specific. Bases 88 to 1182 code for a protein of 364 amino acids. NCBI's taxonomy places the organism in Eukaryota, Metazoa, Arthropoda, Insecta, Ephemeroptera, Baetidae. Gene Ontology annotation, biological process: positive regulation of transcription by RNA polymerase II; cell fate commitment; negative regulation of transcription by RNA polymerase II.